This is a messenger RNA of Vespa velutina, 9929 nucleotides long. RefSeq names its product protein phosphatase PP2A 55 kDa regulatory subunit (gene tws). Gene Ontology annotation, biological process: peptidyl-serine dephosphorylation. Gene Ontology annotation, cellular component: cytosol; protein phosphatase type 2A complex. Gene Ontology annotation, molecular function: protein phosphatase regulator activity; protein binding. NCBI's taxonomy places the organism in Eukaryota, Metazoa, Arthropoda, Insecta, Hymenoptera, Vespidae. The record is from RefSeq and is a predicted model, not a curated record. Bases 1563 to 2912 code for a protein of 449 amino acids. The transcript has 9 exons.
UUCUUGUACGCACUAACAUGGCGGAUCCCGUGAAAGCAACUAAACCUGGUUGCACGGUGUGUGCGUGACGUCACGGCAGGGAGUUGUGUCGCGCGGUUAUGCGUUCUUGAGUAUCUCCUCCGCCAUUGAAAGAAAGUAUUUCGCGUACGGUUCGGCGGCUAUCUUGCUCUCUUUCACGGUGUAUGACGAGCGGCAUGCGAAGAAGCGCGUUGGAUAUAUGACGUAGGAGAGGGCGUACGUAAAGGAGGACCGUAUUCGAGAAGUCCCGUGGCCGUGGCUGGCGCGCGUGUGUCUUCAAUUUCGUGAAAGAAUUUAAUACAAAGCCAUCUCGACGGACCGCACAACACGUCCUCUCUUAUUUUUACGAAACCGGCUGUAACGACGGUGGUAGUUAAGUCCCCGGUGGCGGCAGGAGAGCGCGCGCGCGCGCGCGUCCGUGUGACUGCGCGUGAGAAGAAGAUAUAUUAUAUACGCGUUGAAUCUUCGUGCCGUGCCGUGCUGUGCCGUGCCGUGUCGUGUCGUGUGUGCUCCUGGUAUGCUCGCAAGCUCGCUACCGAUAAUCCUUUAGCAAAGCAAGCUUUGUAAUAUUACGCGUGGGAUAAAAAAAAAAAGAAAUAAAACGUACCGUCGUUUUCUCUCAGUCGAAGAGUAUUUUCUACUCGUUACAAAAAGAAAGAGAAAAAGAAAAGAAAAGAAAAAAAAAAAAAAGAAAAAAGCUUUUUAACGCGCGUUGCAUCUCGCCGCGCGUGUGUGUAUGCGAGAUGGCCGGUAAGUAAACGGCACACGCAGCUCUCUCUCCCUCGUAUUCUCUUGUCCGCGUUGCGUCUGCUCAUAUGUAUCUCUCUAAUUAGAGAGAGGUAGAGAUAGAGAUAGAGAUAGAGAUAGAGAUAGAGAUAGAGAGAGAGAGAGAGAUAGAAAGAUAGAGAGAGACAGGUUACUCACCACGAGUACUCUUAUGUAUAUAUAUAUAUGUGUAUGUGAAUAUAUAUACACACACACACACACGUCUCUAGUACGCGUGUCUCUAUCUAUACGCGUGCCUUACGGUGCAAGAAAAGAGAAAAUAAAAAAGUGAUAGAAAGAGAGGGAGAAAGAAAAAAGGAGUAGAGAGCCAUCGAGACAGCGUGAUUAUUCUUCUUCUGCGCCUCUCUUGGCUCUUCGAGUUUCUUCGUCGCGUUCCUUACGUACAUUUGUCGCGUUCCUCUUUGUGCAACCGUUUCACCGUGCCGCACCGUACCGCGGCAGGGUGAACCUUGACCUAGUUAUCUCGUGGGGUUCACGGGUAUAUAUCUGCAGCAGCGCUACGUGCAACCGGGGGCUUACCUUCCGCCAUUUAUCUCUUUCUCUUUUCUCUAUCUUCCUCGAUUUCUUCGCAUAUUCUCUCGAAUAAUAUUAUCUCGCACGCGCCCACCGCACGCCGCGCGCUCGCGAUUCUACGCUCUCCUCGUGCGUCGCGCGAGGCCAGAUGCGCUUGUCGCCGGUAGCGACCGCGACCGCGACGGCGACGGCGACGGCGACGGCGACAACGGUGGCGACGGCGAAGCCGGUAGCGGCCUAGAAGCAUGAUGGAUUACGCCGAAACUUCAAGCAAUGGUGACAUUCAGUGGUGUUUUUCGCAAGUGAAAGGGACUUUGGAAGACGACGUUACCGAAGCUGAUAUAAUAUCGUGUGUUGAAUUUAAUCACGAUGGUGACCUUCUUGCAACUGGGGAUAAGGGUGGACGAGUUGUUAUUUUUCAAAGGGAUCCUAUUAGUAAAAACAGUAUACCACGGAGAGGUGAAUAUAAUGUAUACAGCACUUUCCAAAGCCAUGAGCCUGAAUUUGAUUACCUGAAAUCAUUAGAAAUAGAGGAAAAAAUUAAUAAAAUUAGGUGGUUAAAAAGAAAAAAUCCUGCACAUUUUUUACUUUCCACGAAUGAUAAGACAAUAAAAUUGUGGAAAGUUAGUGAAAGGGAUAAAAGAGUGGAAGGAUAUAAUACGAAAGAAGAGAAUGGUGCGAUCCGGGACCCUGCCUGUAUAACUGCCUUGAGGGUGCCAACCAUAAAACCAAUGGAAUUAAUGGUAGAGGCAUCGCCAAGGAGAAUAUUUGCCAAUGCGCACACUUACCAUAUAAACAGUAUAAGUGUAAACAGUGAUCAAGAAACGUACCUCAGUGCAGAUGAUCUUAGAAUUAAUUUGUGGCAUCUUGAAAUUACUGAUCAGAGUUUUAAUAUAGUAGAUAUAAAGCCUACUAACAUGGAAGAAUUGACAGAAGUCAUAACAGCUGCAGAAUUUCAUCCUGUAGAGUGUAAUGUCUUGGUUUAUAGUAGUAGCAAAGGGACCAUCAGACUUUGCGAUAUGAGAUCUGCUGCUCUUUGUGAUCAUCAUAGUAAACUUUUUGAAGAACCAGAAGAUCCGACCAAUAAGAGUUUUUUCUCAGAGAUAAUCUCAAGUAUAAGUGAUGUUAAGCUCAGUAAUUCUGGUAGAUACAUGAUUAGUAGGGACUACCUCAGUGUUAAAGUGUGGGAUCUACAAAUGGAAACAAAACCCAUUGAAUGCUAUCCUGUACAUGAAUAUUUAAGAUCAAAAUUAUGUUCACUUUAUGAAAAUGAUUGCAUCUUCGACAAAUUUGAAUGCUGUUGGAGUGGUAAUGAUUGUGCCAUUAUGACAGGCUCAUAUAAUAAUUUCUUUAGAGUAUUUGAUCGUAAUACCAAACGUGAUUUAACUUUGGAAGCAGCACGUGACAUUGCCAAACCAAAAACUCUUCUGAAGCCUCGUAAGGUGUGCACUGGUGGUAAACGUAAAAAGGAUGAGAUUAGUGUCGAUUGUCUAGAUUUCAACAAAAAAAUAUUACAUACUGCGUGGCAUCCAUCUGAAAAUGUUGUAGCAGUUGCAGCCACAAAUAAUCUUUUCUUAUUCCAAGACAAACUCUAGCACAUCUGCAUGCAAAUAAUACAACGGUAUAUAUUGACGUGAGCGAGGCACGUUGAAUUAAAUAGGCACGGUGAAAUAAUAGGUGUCUGAAUUACACUGACGAAAGUCGACUAUUUGCAUGUCAAUGGUCGACUGACAGAAAAGUGGUGUACAUAGCGCCGUCCACACAGCUCACACGUUCAUAUAAGUUAUAUAUACACCUACAUGCAGAGAUUUGCACCUGAUACCUUGCCACGCGCAUACAUGUACAUAAAUGCAUGUAAGUUAAGACACAUGCAUAAAAGCUCCCAAAACUCUUAAGUUGACUAGUUCAAAUAAGUUUGCACAUGGAGUCACUCUCAAUUGAUAAAGUGAAUCGUCCAAUCAAUUAUUUGACAAUUGUAAUGACGAUUACUACAAAGUUUUCUUACACCAAACGUGCAGCUGAAUUUUUAGCUUACUUGUGCUAUUACAGUAAUUGCGCUACUACACUAUGCAGAGACGGUCAGUGAAAAUAUCUAAUUCGCUCAUAUAUUAUAUAAAAAGUGUUUUAACGUAACGUCUUACGAUCAGUUAUAAAAAUAAUACUAUCAAUGAAAGACAGUGGAUAUAUAACCGGUGUUUCGGCAGGAGCUGAUUAUAUAGCACAGGCAAUUUGGCUUUAUUUAUCCACUUGAUUAUCAAAUUGGGUUUUAAAAAAAAAGAAAAAAAAAAUGAAUCACUAUCACGUGUGCCAAUGAGAUUUAAUCGUUUACUUUCAUAUUCAUGAAUAUUUUAUGAAGAUCAUUAUAUAAUUAAUAAUAGUAAUAAUUAUAAAACAUGAUAGCUCAGUAUAUAAGAUCAUGUUUCUUUACUUUUCAUCUUUCUCGCUUUUUUUUUCUUUUCUUUUUUCUUUUCUUUUCUUUUCUUUUCUUUUUUUCAUAGAAAAAUUUGCUACUAAAUCUUCGUACUAAAUUGUUUUGAAUAUUUAUUAGUAAACUCUGCUUAGUGUGCAUCUAGCUGAAUGAAUAACAUCAGUUACCAAUACCGGAACAAACAAAUCUUAUAUAUAGGCCUACACACAUUUUCCUAUUUUUAUUUUCAUAAUAAAGCUAUUGUUACGUAUAUUUCCUAUAUUGCAUUAGCUAAUAAUAGGAUCAAGGAAUAUAUGGCACAAAUUUCUGCUUCAAAGGAUUCGGAUAAAAAAUAAAAUCUUAAAACGUAAAAACUGUUAUAAAUGAUAAGAAAAGUAAGAAGCAAUGUUAUGGUACAGCAAUAACAAAAAAGAAAAAAACAUUCAUUUAUAUGGAAUUAUUUGUGUAAAAGAUAAAAUAGGAACUGAGGCAUAAUUACGAAAAGAAUAUGGAUUUUCUAAUAUUACUCUUAUUAAUUAUUUAUUGAAACGUAUAUGCAUAUAAACAGUGAAUACAUUGCAGUUGUCGAUGGUAAGCUGGACUUGCAGACUCUACAUGAAGUAUGUAAUAAUAACUUAACUAAUAACUUACACGAGUAACAUAAAUUUCGAAUAAGUACCUAUCAAGGGUUUAACUCAGUUUGAGUAUGGCUAAAGAGCUAAGCUCUUCGUAUCUAUGUUGUAUUUAGUAUUUAUACUAUCCUUUAAAUAUUGUGUAGUAGAACUAUAAAACCUAAAAGAGACAGAAUAUAAUAAGUUUUAUCUUAGGCAGAAGAUUCAAUUGAUGAUUGCACUAAUUUUGAAAUACAAAGCAGGCUUCUUUUAAACAACACCUUCAUAUAUAUUUUUUUAUAUAGUUAGUAUAUCUCAGCAUAUACUUAUGCAGUCUGGAUUUUGCUACGCAUAUACAUUGGGGUGCUCCAAAUGUUCUUAAGGCUGUCAAUUUUAUUUAGUUUUAUUUUUCAUUUUAUAGCGUCUUUCGUAAAAGAUAAUUUAAAAAAUCAACAUCAUUUUGUUCAAUUUUCCUUACAUUUAUAAUAAUCUUCUCAUCUUUUUAAUCUAUUUUGUUUUGUUAAUGUCUAUUACUUUACCGUCAAUUUUCUUAUCUGUUUUUGCUUAAAUAAUGGUUCAUAAGUGCCUUGAAGCGCAUUAAGAGUGCUCGAUUAUUAAAACAGGAAUUCUAAAGUAUUAAAUUCUUACAGGUGUUUUUAAUACGGAUUAUAAUAUAAACAAUUUCAUAACACAUGCUACUUCAGGAUACAAAGAUUUUGGUAAUGGAACAGAGAGAAUAAAAAGCACUCAAAAAUGUAUAAAGCACCAGACUAAUGUAUAUUCACGAUUAAUGAUUUUCCAUAUCAAAAAAAAAACAAAAAAAAACAAAAAACAAAAAAACAAAAAAAAAGAAAAAGAAGAAAGAAAAAAACACAUUAGGAACUACCUUUUCUUAGGAAAUUAUUUCCUUCGAUAAAGAAUAAAUAUUUUCCACUUCAACAAAUGAUUCUUUAACGUUACAUGUGAAAAAAAGCAAAAGAAAGCAACACGAGAGAAAGGGAGAAAAAAGAGAACUGUUACAUAUUCUAUUAAUUAUAAAUAAUAAUAAUAGAUUGACAUUAAUUAAUUUAAAAUCGCACACAUUAAAAGUCUUUUAACUAGAAUAUUUUUUCAAAAUUAAUGAUUUGAAAUGAUGCAAUUAAGUUUGUUUAUUAAUUAGGAUAAACAUUUUGUUUUCAACUCAUGGAAUAAUUAACGCAUUAUUAUGCUUCCUGUAAUGCAGUUUAAAAUUAACAGGCUGCAAACCUUUCUCCAUAGUCUUUAUUAUUAAAAAAAAUUUGGAAACUAAGCUUUAUAGGAAAAAGACAAAAAAUAUUUCAAUAAUAAAAGAUCAUCUCUCUCUUUUUCAAAAAUUGAGAAUUAGUAUAAAGGAAAUGAUACACAAAUAUAUCACUUUGCAACUUGAUAUAUAUCAGCAUAAUAAAAUAGUUAAAAAAAAAAAUAAAAAAUAAAUAAAAAAAAAAAGCUUGAGCAGUUUUAAUAAUAUUGACUGCACUGCAUGAAUCAUGAUAAUUGCAAUAUCGUAUAAAAGAUGUGCAUAGAAUCUUUGCGAACUUUGAGACUUUGCUCAACGUAUAAAAAAUUUGUAUUAUUUAUACAUCACGUCAGUUUAUAUAUCGAAAAUCUAUGAAAUCUAUGUUUGUAUAAUGUGUAAUUGAAAAAUUAUCUUAUGUAAAAGCAGACCUACUACGUUUAGGAAAGUCGUUCCUUGAUGUUAAAUAUCCAUGAAGAGAGACAAGAAAAGAUCAAAAAAUGAGAAUGUAUAAGAAAGAAAUAAUGAAAAAAAAAAAAAACAAAAAAACAAAAAAAAAUAAAAAAAGGUAAAGGUAUUGUGAAAGAUCGAUGAUCCAUAUACAUACCUUUAUACCUUGUCUAAGGUACAUAUAUUAUAUAAAUACGUAUAUAUAUAUAUUAAGAAAAUUCAUAUUUCGUCUUUAUGUUACAGUCAUCAAAAUCGUAACAUUACUUUUUAGUACGUAACAACAACAUCAUUAUUAUUAUCGUUAUCAUUGUCAUCAUCAUCAUUAUCAUCAUCAUCCCCAACUCAUCCUAUUAAUCCAUAGUAGUAAUAUUACUAUUAUCUUUUCGUUAUUUGUUUCCGUCUUUGUUUUUUGUUAACUGCUAUGCAGGUUUAGUCAUGGUAAUAACGAUGAUCUGAUAUCUUGCUUCAUUAGAUUAUAAAUGAUUUAACUAUGUGAUUGAUUGGUUGUUAGGAUUAAAAAAAAUGAAUCGAAUAAUGCGAUGAUGAGAGAGAGAGAGAGAGAGAGAGAGAGGGAGAGAGAGAGAGAGAGAGGGAAGGUGUUAGGGAGAUAGGGAGAGGAAGAAAGAUAAUGCAAAAGAUCAAUCUUAGGACAUACAUACAUAAUCCGUGAAAAUGCAAUGGAAAAAAAAAGGAGUCGAUUAAUGGACGGAGAGAAAAUUAAAAUUAUUUUCGUCUUUAUUGAAAUAGUUCAGCGAAUGAUUCUAAAAUCGGCGAGGUGGUUGGUUAAAGAGUUAAUAAGGAAAACAAAAGAAAGGAAGAAAAAAAAGUUUAUAUUAUAAAAGCAAUACGAUAAUAACUUAUCUUCUCGAAAGCUAUCACUCCACCUCCUACUUCAACCUCCACUCUCACUCCUAUUCACGGGUAGGAGAAGACACGCCGUAACAAUUCUUUCUAAUUCUGUUAGAUUGCUCGAAAUGCCUUACGACUGUCGCUAUAUCCGUACACAUCCGGACUAUAAAUCUAAUUCAAAUGAAAAAGAAGAAGAAAAAAAAAGAAAAGAAAAAAAAAAAGAAGAAAAAAGAAACACUGAAUAUUAAAACGAGAUUUAGAACUUUGGCUCUCGCAGGACCUGUCUCGUGUGAUAAUAAUAAAUGUCAUUGUAUCAAUUAGCUAAAGCUCUAUUUUUAUUAACGAGACCACGUACGUAUAAUCCAGAAGUUAGGAUUUUUAUAGCUCGCAACUUAAGUGUAGUGUCUUUACUCUUGUAUUUGUGCGCGCGCGCGCGCGCGCAUGUAUGCGGAACGACAUGAUAUAGAAAGAAGAAAAACACAUACUACACGCGUAUACACGAAAUAUCCAUUUUUGUGUGCGUAUUAUAUAUUAUUAUUCCGCUGAAAUGAUCUGGAUAAUUUUAUCAUCGCAUUUAAGAGAUCGUUGCGAUAUUAUUAUAUUCUUGAGGCAAAGAAAGGAAAAAAAAAAAAGAAAAACGAACGAUAGAACAUAGUGACUGUGCGUACGGCGAACGAUACCUAAAAAGACACAUACAUACAUACAUACAUCCUCUUCGCAUUUGCACCGAACGAUUUAAGUCCUAAGCUAUCAUAAUACAUAUAUAAUGAGAAAGAAACAAUAUAAGAAUUUUUGUACAAGGUUUUGCGCUAUUAUUGCGUUCUCUCUGUGCUUUCUGCGCUCUUGAUUAUUUCAUGUAUAAUUUUCGUUUAUAAGAUUGAAGGAUAUUAUGAUUGUAAUGAUUUUUUUUUUUCUUUUUUUUUUUCUUUUUUUUUUUACAAAAUGGUCACUCUCUUUGGUUCGUUUAUAUAUCAUAUUUUAUUUUAAUUUUUUAAUUUUUUUUCCAAAUUCCUAAUCGUAUGAUAUAUGAUGAACGAUGCGAAAGAGAGAGAGAGAGAGAGAGAGAGAGAGAAAAGAGAUAGAGAAAUUAGGGCGAAAGAGAAGAGAGAAGGGAAGAAAACUAUUUUAGUUUAACUUAGCAGCGAAUUGUGCCUCGAGUGACUUAUUAGUUGACUUUUCUGCGAUCACGAAUAUUUUUCUGAGCAUCCCGAUCUCUUGUAACAUUCCUCGGUUCUUGUAGAUAACGUAUAUAUUAAAAUGCAGACAGGAAGACUUUACAAGACUGCUAAGAGAGAGAGAAAGAGAGAGACCCGACGAAACGGAGUUAUUAGACAGGUGAUCGGUGUUAGGUUGUCAGGUAGAACGAGACGCUAAACAAGAGAAUCGCAAUUAUAUGCUCUCGUAAAGCAUUAUGAGUAAACGAACUAUUACUCUCUGCUGAUAAUAUAAAUAAAUAAAUAAAUGAAUAAAGAAAUAAAGAAAAAAAGAAGAAGAAAAAAAAUAACAAAAACAAAAAAAGACACUUGUAUUAUAAACAUAGCAAAUAAUGUUAUUAAUAGAAAAUGUACGAGGAGGCGCGUUACAUCUUGGAUCGAUAUUUCAUUGUUGAAAAGUUAAAACAACAAUGAUGGAAUAUGAUUAUUGUGUAUGUGCUGAACGAUGAAAAAAUGACCGCAAUAGAUAGAAAGAUUUCAAUGAGUGGUGGUAUGAACUAUUAUUAACUGUAUAUGAUGAACGUUUGCGUAAUCGCAUGUCUGUGAAAAAUAACGAAAGAGCGUUUUGAAAUCGAGAAUAAUUUAUUUAUUCAGUUUACGUCGAACACCCCUCUCGAUCGUUUAAUUUUACAAUCGAGUAUCACGCGAGUAUCCUAUUAGAAUUCUUCUUUAAAAGUGACGACGGAUAUGGAUCGAACUAUUUUUUCUGAAUAUAUAUAUUAAAUUAAAUAUGCAUAUGAUUUAAUUAAGAAUUAAUAUUUAAAUAUCGAGUUAACCACUUUAAGAAGGUGGUAUCGUGAAAAAUGAUGAAAUUUAUUCCAAAUUAAUAAACAAAUUCACGUUUUCGUUAACUUAAGUUUGUUUCACGAUUUAAUUUUUUUUUAUUCUUUAUUUUUUUUUUAAAUCAAUAAGUUCAAUCCAUUUUACCAUCUGAAACUUUUAGAAAGAACAUAUACGGAAUAAUUAAUAACGCGAUCGUUGCCAUGUUCAUAGGAUCGAUCGAUCGAUCCUUUGAAAAAAAAAAAAAAAAAAAAAAAAAAAAAAAAAAUACAAGAUAUCGUAUGAACAAUCGAUACGAGAGAUUAUGCCGCGUAUAUUCUUAAGACGCAACACCAAGAACAUUUUAAAAAUCGUGAGAACGACGUCUUUACCACGUAAUAAAUUUUCAAUUAUUGCGGGUGACGAAAGUGGACGUAUGCUUCCAAAUAUAAUUAUUAUUUUAUAAUAACUCUAUGAUAUCCAGCGCUCCCUCCUUUCCUACUACUACCCCAUUCCCCCCACCAUACUUCUCCUUUCCUUACUAUGGCCGCGCUGCUUUAUAUUCUUUCACAGCCAUCGUACUUAUUAUCGUCACAAUACGUUAUAAUAUAGCGCGCGAACAAUAAAAGUACGUAUUAAAAACUAUUCGAUGAAACUGUGAAUUUGAAUAAUAAAAUUAUCAAUAAUAAGAAGUAACACAAUUCGUCGUUUGUAUUAAUAAGGUCCGUUGAAUUUUUCAAUGAUUUAAGUUAUUAAAAAAGAAAAAAAAAAAAAAAAAGAAAAAUUAACACGCAACAAUACAUUAGAGUGGAAGUAUUUCGAGAUAAAAUUUAUAUGCGAUGGAUUACGUCAUUCCACCUUUUUUUUAAUUUCUUUUUAUUCGUAUUUUCAUCGUACAUUAUUUUAUCUAUUUUUGGAGAAACAUACUGUAGCGGAUUAGAUUGGGUGAGUUAAACUAAAUGUUCACGAUAAUGAAAACUCGUUCCAACAAAAUAAUUUUAUAUUGAAUAUCGCAAAUUUAAUACGUGUUUUUUUUCGAUGAUUUUUAGAAUAUAAUUAUGAUUAACUGA